Messenger RNA from Oikopleura dioica, 624 nucleotides. The record is from the annotation of a GenBank genome assembly. NCBI's taxonomy places the organism in Eukaryota, Metazoa, Chordata, Appendicularia, Copelata, Oikopleuridae.
AUGAUGAUUCACGACGAAGGGUUGAAGAAAAACGACUUGAAAGACCUCGACGUGGCGGAGUAUUGGACACUGUUUGAGAAAUCUUGCUUUGCUGGCGAAUAUCCUCGCUCCAAGCAGCAACACGACUUCAAAUCCGAAGCCUGUCUCUCCAUCUCCGACGCGAUCAACCAAAAAAUCCGGCGAACAAUUCCAACCGGCGCCACUGGCCGACUUCUGCGAGAAUUUCCACCGCGAUACUUGGAGAAAUCGUUCACAAAAAAGCUGGUUCAGAAUAUCAAGGAAAACUGCGAACGAGCGUGCAGCCAUCAAUUCCAGAGCUGCAACUUUCUCGGCGCGGCGAUGCUCAAUAAAAGGGUUGGCGAAGCGUUUGGGAUCCCGUUUGACCCGAAAGAAGGGAUUAGAUUGAUGGACAGAGCUUGUACUGGAAGUGGACCCGGACUGGGGCAGAAAGUUUCGUGCGAUAAUUUGGCAAAGAUUUAUAAAAGAGGAGCUGAAUCGCUUGGAAUUAAAAAAGAUAUUGGAAAAACUUUCGAUUACGAACGAAAAGCGUAUUUAAUGACCUCUCCUGGGAUGGAAGAAGUCGCCAUGAAAAAUAUGCCCAAAGCUGGACAACUCAUUUCUUAA